Molecule: messenger RNA, 1053 nt
Organism: Photinus pyralis (common eastern firefly)
Lineage: Eukaryota; Metazoa; Arthropoda; Insecta; Coleoptera; Lampyridae
Exons: 3
Coding region: 131-682 (183 amino acids)
Source: RefSeq, a predicted model, not a curated record
UAUAGCGGUCAACCAACGUGUUAUUGUGUCUAAAUAUCGUAAAUAUUUUAUCAUUCAGUGUAGUAUUUAUUAUGUACGAAUUGGUAGAGUUUGACGACGCUGCCGGUGCCAUUUCGAUUGUGCAUACCUCAUGGUUUACCCCGCGCAAAACGGAGGUGUUUUUUGGCCUCCAUAUAAUGAACUCGGCAAAUUUCACCAGGCCGUUAAAAAAGGAGAAGCGGUAAAUGAAUCCACAUGGGAGUUAUGCAAAGUAAAACGAACCUUUUAUAACUGUGAUGAUUUUGAAAAGAUUAAUGAGAAGUUAAAUCUAGCAAAAGAGACAUCUGACGUUCAAAGCGAAACAGAGAAUUUUAUGGUUAAAAGGAGGAAAAUAAAAGCCAGGAAAUUAUAUGACAAUUCAACUGAUGACGAAGAGGAUGUAGACGUAGGAUUGAAGCGACCACCUCAGAUUCAAAAACCUAUUUGUAAAAAAAAAGAAAAUUGUGUAAGAACUGUGAAUGAUAAUGAAAUUGUACAAGUAGUAAAUACUCCAACAUCGUCUGUUUCCACUCGCGAUUAUGCAGCAGAUCGUAGCCUACCGAUAGAACUAGCUAUGACACUGAUCCCCACUAUUGCGUUGACGUCACAACUGACGGCGGCCGUCAUAUCGACUUUUAGGGCCGGUUUAUUCAAGCUCAAGUAAAGUUCAAAGUAAGUUACUGGUUCAAGUAAGAGAGACAUCUGUAUAUUCACAGCCAAGUAAAUUUACAGGGGCGUGUAAAUAGCUUACUGGUAAAGUAAACUUAUAGGCUACUUCAAUGCGCCAGUAAGGUGUUACUUCAGUUAUUCUAACCUCACACUUUGUAUUGUAUGUAAACAAUGGACGUUAUCGACGAUAUUUUGUUAUUUAACGAAAUGGAUAUUAUUAAUAACAUUGAAAGGCGACCCUAUAAUACAAUUAAUAGAUUUCGUCACGUCGAUAACUUUCACGAGUGGGAUGAAACUGAUUUUGUAAGACGGUUUAGAUUGUCUAAAGCUUCCGUCCUUGUAGUAUUAGAGUUAAUACAAGGUGAU